AUGGGAGCUAGUUGCCGCGAUCAAAAAAAGGCUGUUGCUAUUUGUUUACAAAGAUCUCCAUGCGUUAUGAUCGAACGGCAUACGCCACAACAGUGCUUUGAUGAUCCUGUCCUGAAGAAAGAGCUUCCAGAACUUUGUAUCAUGCAAAUGAAGGCCUUCCUCGAUUGCAAAAGAGGUAUGGUAGACAUGACCAAAAGAUUUACAGGAAAUGCACCUUUAUCAACCGGAAAGUAUGAUCAGCAAUAUGAAAAACUCUGUUCGGGAGAUUUCGAUCCAAGAGAAGAACUGAAUAAGCUGAAUGCUUUAAAUAGUAAUGACAAAAAAUGA
Messenger RNA from Zygotorulaspora mrakii, 327 nucleotides. It is a transcript of the gene PET191, whose product is annotated as Pet191p. Gene Ontology annotation, biological process: mitochondrial respiratory chain complex IV assembly. NCBI's taxonomy places the organism in Eukaryota, Fungi, Ascomycota, Saccharomycetes, Saccharomycetales, Saccharomycetaceae. The record is from RefSeq and is a predicted model, not a curated record. Gene Ontology annotation, cellular component: mitochondrion. The transcript has a single exon. The coding region runs from base 1 to 327 and encodes 108 amino acids.